Molecule: messenger RNA, 2895 nt
Organism: Gigantopelta aegis
Lineage: Eukaryota; Metazoa; Mollusca; Gastropoda; Neomphalida; Peltospiridae
Product: kinesin-like protein KIF6
Exons: 21
Coding region: 122-2590 (822 amino acids)
Biological process (GO): microtubule-based movement; mitotic spindle organization
Molecular function (GO): microtubule binding; ATP binding; microtubule motor activity
Source: RefSeq, a predicted model, not a curated record
UGGAGGAUGACGAUGUAAACAAUCUCAUGUUACAGCAUCAAGACUUGGUUUUCUUUUACCAAUGCUGAAUAUUUUAAUUAUAUUUUGAUCACAUUUACACAUUGUUGAAAAGAACUACACAAUGGUUAAACAAACAAUACAAAUUUUUGUUCGGAUAAAGCCUACAAGAGCGAAAAUAGGGCUGUAUGAUGUAGAUGAGGAUGAGGAAGCGUGUCCCCGACUGACAAUCACUGUCCCACGAGAACUGGCAAGUGGAUUUGUCAACAACAAAAGAGAAAACUACAAAUUUAGGUUCCAGAAAGUUUUUGAUCAGAAAGCAACCCAAGAUGAAGUUUUUGAUAGUGUGGGUCAACCUGUGAUUGACAAUGUACUGCAGGGCUACAAUGGUACCAUAUUUGCUUAUGGACAGACGAGUUCUGGGAAGACGUUCACAAUCACGGGAGGAGCUGAGAGAUAUAUUGACCGAGGAAUUAUCCCACGAUCUUUGUCCUACAUCUUUGACAAGAUUGAAAAGACUCCUGAGUUAGCCUUCACUGUGCACAUAUCAUACCUGGAGAUAUACAAUGAGAGUGGUUAUGACCUGCUGGAUCCCAAGCAUGAGGCUGCCAAACUGGAAGAUUUGCCAAAGGUGUCAUUGAUGGAAGAUUCUGAUCAGAAUAUUCACCUGAAGAAUCUUUCUGUGCAUCAAGCAUCAUCGGAGGAAGAGGCACUAAAUCUCUUGUUUUUGGGAGACACGAACAGAAUGAUUGCUGAAACUCCGAUGAAUCAGGCUUCCACACGAUCUCACUGUAUUUUCACAAUUCACCUGACUGCACGCGAGACGGGAUCAGCCACAAUAAAGCGAGCAAAACUCCAUCUUGUGGAUUUGGCAGGGUCUGAGAGAGUGGCCAAAUCAGGGGUUAAUGGCAUACUUCUUACUGAAGCCAAAUAUAUCAAUCUUUCCUUACACUAUUUGGAGCAGGUGAUCAUAGCACUGGCUGAGAAGAACCGACAGCACAUACCGUAUAGAAAUUCCAUGAUGACCUCUGUACUGCGUGACAGUCUUGGUGGCAACUGUAUGACCACAAUGAUCGCAACAUGCUCUGUGGACAAGAAAUGCAUUGAUGAAUCUAUAUCUACCUGCCGGUUUGCUCAGCGUGUAGCACUGAUCAAGAAUGAUGUCAUGUUGAAUGAAGAACUUGAUCCUAAGUUAAUGAUUGCCAAACUUAAACGUGAAAUUCAGCAGUUGAAAGAGGAACUAGCAAUGGCUACAGGGGAACAGAGAACAGAUGAGCUUACUGAGGAAGAACUAAACAGAUGUGAGGAAUCAGUGAAGGUAUUUGUGGAUGAUACAGAUACAGAUGCAGUGCUGUCAGUUGGAGCAGAUAUGAGGAAAAUACAGGCAUGUUUCAAGAUACUCAAGAGGUAUGUGUUUGAAAAAACUGGUGGAAGAUUGUCUGAGAGUCCUUCAAGGGAUGUAACCCCAGUUGAUAUUGGUCCUUACAGCAAUACAGAAAAUCAGAAGCUAAAAGACUUGGUUUUACAAAGAGACAACGAGAUCAAUAUUCUGGUGAACAUGUUAAAAAAAGAAAGGGCAAAGAAAACUAGUGCUGUGUCACAGUUGGAGAAUGAUGCUAAACCAGGUGUAUCAUACAACUCAGAUCAAAGGUUGUCGGACUAUACCAAUGGAAAUUCAGAUCACGGAGAUGAAAAGCAUAAAACAUUUGUGAAGCAUGAUCAGAGAAUGAAGUACGAAUCCAACAGGAACACAAAGCCUUAUGUGGAUGAGAAAACAAAGAAAAAGAUCUUGGGAAACCUGUCUAUAGGACGACAAGAAGCAUUUGACAUCUUUCUUGCUGACUAUGAACACAAUCAGUCAAUAGAAGACAACAAACGGACACUUAAGUUUAAAUAUGCAGAAGCUAAGAGUUUGGGUGAAGCUCUUAAUAAGUCAAAAAACAGAAUAAAUCAUUUCAAGAGCAAGAUAGAGCAAUAUAGAAUGCAAAUGGCUAUGAAAGGUCUUGCUGACCCAGAAAAUGAGGAUCCCAAUGAAGAAGAACAGGAAUUAAGACAUGCAAUGGAGGAAGAAAAACGCAGCUACAAGGAGACAUUUAACAAGCUACGAGGAAUGAAGAGUGAAAUAGAACAUUUGCAACAUUUACUGGAAAAGUCCAAAGUGAAGUUGAUGAAGGAUUUUGAAUUGUGGUGGGCAGACCAAUCUGCAUCUACUGGGAAUGUGCCACCAUCUAUGAAGAGUGUUGAUCCCAGGACUGCAUGGAGAACCCCACCACGCACCCCUCUAAACAAUCGCAACUACAGCCAGGAGAUGGUCUACCCUCCCAGCUCCGACUCUUCAUGGAAGAAGAUGAAUUCGAGCAGAUCACAGAGGAGUGUCUCAGACAAUGUCUUGUAUGAGGUGCAUCAUCACGGCAGCGGUGAGACCAGUGGAUACUCGUCACAGGGCUCUGUAGAAACGUUACACAGCGAGAAACCCAGGUCUGAGUGUGGAGACAUCCCACUAACAGGCGAUGCCAAAGCUGAUGCAGAUAUCAUGGCUUUCGUAAAAGCCAGGCAAAACCUCUUAAAACAGACUCACUUGGCAAAAAGAUGACAAAGUUUCCAAAAGGCAGGAAACUGAACUUACUGUAAACAAGCAGGCAAACCUGAUUAGUGGACCAAAUAGAUGGAUUCAGCCAUGUGUUGUAUCAAUUACUUCCAUAAAUUAGUGCUGGGGUGGCAUACAACAAACAUUCCUUUCCUCAGACAGUUACCAUAUAUUUAUAUAUAUUUAUUUAUACAUACUACCGGUAGUCACAGACUAAACAGUAUGGCUGGAUGUUUUUCUUCCUUGAGCAGUAUAAUGUGAUCUAUCACUUUAUCCACGACAGAGACUAGAAAUAAAAACUACCAAGUAGG